Chenopodium quinoa (quinoa) is the source of this 2169-nucleotide messenger RNA. RefSeq lists its product as uncharacterized. The record is from RefSeq and is a predicted model, not a curated record. Gene Ontology annotation, molecular function: nucleic acid binding; zinc ion binding. The transcript is spliced from 2 exons. The coding region runs from base 1 to 2169 and encodes 722 amino acids. Lineage: Eukaryota; Viridiplantae; Streptophyta; Magnoliopsida; Caryophyllales; Amaranthaceae.
AUGGAAGAUGCCACGAAAUCUCUCUUGGAGUACGGUAUUCCUGAUACAACUACUGGACUCCUAUCUAGCAUUGUCAGGCCACCUGUGACGGUCCAGCACUUCGAGCUGAAGCCACAAUUCAUUCAGUUCAUCUCCAAUUAUUCAUUUGCAGGCUCACCGCAUGAUUGUCCGGUGAGUCACAUCGAUAGUUUCUUGGAGAAAUGUGAUACUAUGAAAAUGAAUGGUGUUACAGAUGAUGCUAUCAGACUUCGCCUUUUCCCUUUUUCACUGCGGGAUAGGGCGAAAGAGUGGUUGAGAGAUGAAGGCAUUGGCUCGUUCGAUACAUGGGACAAUCUAGUGAAGGCCUUCUUAGUGAAGUUUUUGGGACAUGAAAAGACUGUCAGGUUGAGGAACGAGCUAUCCACCUUCCGACAGUCAGAUGACGAGUCUCUCUAUGAGGCUUGGAGAAGUUUCAAGAGGUUACAGAGACAAUGCCCUCAUCACGGUAUCCUAGAGUGGUUGUUGAUUCAAACCUUCUAUAAUGGCCUAACCCAUGAGUUCCGAAUCUACAUUGAUGCUGCAUCAGGGGGUUCCCUCUUGACAAAGAACCCAACUGAGGCAAAGGAGCUGAUUGAGAAGAUGGCGGCCAAUGAUAAUUAUCAUCCAGGAGGUCGUCAGAAUGUGAAAAAAGGAGGUAAGCUUGAUGUAGAUGCUUUGACUAUGUUAGCCAGUUCUGUGCGGGCACUAACAAGCAGGUUUGAUAAGUUCCAAGCUGGAACUUCUACUAGCCCGCUGGAGGUUUGUCAAAUGUGCAAUGUGCAGGGCCACAUCGCACCGGAUUGCCCGCAGAAUAUGAGUGAGAUGUCUAUUGAACAAGCCAAUGCUUUCUACUCUUCGAACCCCAAACAGCCUUUUGAUCCCUACUCCAAUUCUUACAACGAAGGUUGGAAACAACAUCCCAACUUCUCUUAUAAGAACACCCAAGGACAACAGAAUCCACCAUCACAACCAUCCCUAUCCAACAACUACAACUCACCACCCGGUUUCCAACAAAGAACACCUAUGAACCAACAACCAACGCAACUACUUCCCCAAAAAUCUAGCCUUGAUUUGAUGAUGGAGAGCUUCAUUACCACAACCAAUAGUGCCAUCCAAAAACAAGGUAGCUCCAUCCAACAGUUGCAAGCCCAGAGUAAGCUCAUGGAAACCCAAAUAAGUCAGCUUUCACAACAGGUGAGUCGUUUAUCAACUCUUCAUGAUCAAGCGAAGGUUCAAAAGGAACAAUGUAAUGCCGUUUUCUUGAGAAGAGAUGAACCACCUCCGAUGCAAAUAGAUGAGAAGGUGUGCAGUGUGGAGUCUAGAGAAAAUGAAAGGGGCGAAGAUGUUCAAGGUCCCAAAUAUGUUGCUCCACCGGCUUAUGAGGAACCGAUGCCCUUCCCGCAAAGGUUGUCAAAAGCCGUACUCGAUAGACAUUUUGGAAAAUACUGCGAAGCUCUUAAGAAGGUACACGCCUCUACUCCCUUUUCUGAUCUUUUAAUUCAAAUGCCUCAAUUUGCAAAUUUUGUGAAGAAUAUUAAAGAUCAACAAAAGGAUAAGGUAGUAGUAAAUAAGAAGGGCCCUACUCUCUUAUAUGAUAACCUACCACCUAAGCUGCAUGAUCCGGGUAGUUUCACUAUUCCCUACACGAUAAACGAGAAAUUUUUCGAUAGGGUUUUGACCUCUAGACUCCCUAAGGGUGUGGUUGAAGAUGUAUUAGUUAAGGUUGGUGAACUUGUUUUUCCUGUUGAUUUUGUUGUUAUGGACAUGAAAGAAGACCAUAAGAUCCCGAUUAUAUUUGGUCGUCCAUUCCUUGCCACAAGUCAAGCUUUAAUAGAUGUUCCUAAAGGACAAGUGACCAUUAGGGCCCAGGAUAAACAAGUCAUGUUCAAGCUCUUUGAUGAACAUAAUUUUAUAUUUGAUGGUGGUACUUGCUUAAGAAUCGAUGCUACUAACCCUUUGUUUGAUAAGUAUGUAUUUGAUAGAAAUUUUGUGAGAAGCAAGGACAAAAUUCCACCCGAUGAUGUGCUUGGCCACAUGAAGGUGAGUUCGGAUAUAAGGCAGGUAAACAAUAAAAUGAAGGAGUCACUUGGAGGCAAUCAUUCCCAUGGGAAACAUUGCGGAGUUCCCCCUUCGUGUGGUGAUCCCGGUUGA